AUGACGAGUUCAGCGUAUUUCGCUAACAGUGAAACCGGAUAUUGGCCUUAUCAGCCUAUCAGUGACGGUCGACCUGGUGAUCAGACGCUCUUUCACGGCUCUGCUGGUUAUCAGGUGCCACAGCAACCUAGUCCGUCUGGUUACGUCACUAGAAGUUCACAGGAAGUGACGCCGCCGUCGAGUCUCUUGGAAACUUUGUUAAGACAUGGGAAAGAGGCUAUUGGCGAUGGUUAUGUUAAUUCCAAUGUGAAAUCUACUGGUCAGGCUGCUCCUGCUACGGUUACGCAUAUUCCAUGUCAGACGCCACCCUACACGCCAUCUUCUUCGUCGGAUAGAACUUCCCCAUUGAGUGGACUCCUUGGGGAUUCUGUGAAUCCUGAACGGUUUCAGCAUCAGCAACAACCGGAUAUUCGUAUCGGAUAUAGGCAACCAUAUCAGGGUUAUUCUGCGCCGGCGCAGACCGGAAACUGUGCCACUUCGAUGAUGACACCCACUUCGCCGACGGGAUUCGAGACGAUGCAACCCGGAUAUCCUUCUUAUGGGAAUAAUAAUAAUGGGAAGGGAAGCCCCAAAGAGAGCAGUGAUUUUGGGGAAGAUCCACCUCAGAGACAAGUUGAUUACCCUUGGAUGAAGUCGAACUACUCGAACGCCGACGUCGGUGGCGUAGGACAAAAGCGCACAAGACAAACGUACACGCGUUUCCAAACCCUGGAGCUGGAGAAAGAAUUCCACUUCAAUCGUUACCUAACGAGAAGACGUCGCAUAGAGAUAGCACAUGCUCUGUGUCUCACAGAGCGCCAGAUAAAAAUAUGGUUUCAAAAUCGUCGUAUGAAGGCCAAGAAAGAUGGAAAAAUGGGAUUCAAUCCCCUAGAUUCAAAUGUUCCUGAAGAGCUGAAUACGAAUCAGCCUCCGACUGGAGAAUCAUUGCUAUUGAACGGUGGUAAUGGAUCAACGAGUAUGAUGAUGCAAAGUAAUCCAAAUCAGAAAGGUACUAAUCAACAACAAAACUCCCUGCAUCAACAUCAACAACAACAGCAGCAACUUCACGCGGCUUACUUGAGCUAUCACCAACAACAGGGACCUUACGCGGGUCAGGAUUACGCCCGGCAACAGCAGAACUACGGUCAGCCCACGAAGUUGGAGCUGCACUCUGGAUCGUGA
Molecule: messenger RNA, 1161 nt
Organism: Cephus cinctus (wheat stem sawfly)
Lineage: Eukaryota; Metazoa; Arthropoda; Insecta; Hymenoptera; Cephidae
Product: homeobox protein Hox-A5-like
Exons: 2
Coding region: 1-1161 (386 amino acids)
Biological process (GO): negative regulation of transcription by RNA polymerase II; anterior/posterior pattern specification
Cellular component (GO): nucleus
Molecular function (GO): RNA polymerase II cis-regulatory region sequence-specific DNA binding; DNA-binding transcription factor activity, RNA polymerase II-specific
Source: RefSeq, a predicted model, not a curated record